Messenger RNA from Cicer arietinum (chickpea), 1234 nucleotides. RefSeq names its product 2-hydroxyisoflavanone dehydratase-like. The record is from RefSeq and is a predicted model, not a curated record. NCBI's taxonomy places the organism in Eukaryota, Viridiplantae, Streptophyta, Magnoliopsida, Fabales, Fabaceae. Gene Ontology annotation, molecular function: carboxylic ester hydrolase activity.
UUUUCAGAAAGAAAAAAAAAAAAUAAUGUUUGCACAUGCCAAUUGAAUAGUAUUAUAUAAGUACCCAAAACCCACACUCUCCUUCACCAAAAUAGAAAUUGAAAUGGCUUAUUCUUUAACUUCCAACAACAAAAAAGAGAUUGAAAAAGAGCUUCUACCCCUUAUACGUGUCUACAAAGAUGGAAGUGUAGAACGUCUUAUAGAGUCUCCAAUAGUUCCACCUUCCCUUCAAGACCCUCAAACCAAUGUCUCAUCCAAAGACAUUAUCAUCUCCAACAAUAAUCCUUCCCUCUCUGCUCGCAUUUUCCUUCCAUAUUCCCACAAACACAAUAACAAAAAGCUUCCCAUCUUUCUCUACUUUCAUGGCGGCGCUUUUUGCGUCGAAUCAGCCUUCUCUUCUUUAUACCAUAAUUACCUCAAUAUCUUAGUUUCUGAAUCAAAUAUAAUAGCUGUGUCUGUUGAUUAUAGACUCCUUCCACAUCAUCCUCUUCCUGCAGCUUAUGAAGAUGGUUGGAUUUCUCUUCAAUGGCUUGCUUCUCACACAAGCAAUGAAAUCAACAAUAAUAACAAAGAACAAUGGUUACUAGAUUAUGGUGAUUUCAACAAAGUUUACAUUGGUGGUGACACCAAUGGUGCUAACCUUGCUCAUAACAUAGCUAUGCGUGCUGGAACUGAAACAUUACCAAACAAUCUUAAAAUAUUUGGUGUAUUACUCUGUAGUCCUUUUUUUUGGGGUUCAAAGUCAAUUGGGUUAGAAGCUUUGGAAGACAAUGAACGUCAUGGAUUGGCUAUUAAAGUUUGGAACUUUGUGUAUCCUAAUGCAAAGGGUGGAAUUGAUAAUCAUAUGGUUAAUCCUUGUGCUGAUGAUGCACCUAAUUUGGCUACACUUGGUUGUUCUAAGAUGCUAGUUACUGUUACUGAUAAAGAUGAGUUUAGAGACAGAGAUCUUUUGUAUUAUGACUCUGUUAGAAAAAGUGGAUGGCAAGGUCAACUUGAAUUGUUUGAAGCUGGAGAUGAGGAACAUGGUUUUCAGAUAUUCAAUCAUCAAACUCAUACGGCUAAAAACUUCAUCAAACGUUUGGCUUCUUUUCUUGUUUGAUUAAUUAGUCGCUGCUUUUAUUGAAAUAAGUGGUUUUUAAUUACAUUUGGUUUUCUUUUGUGUUUUGUCUAAUAUUUAUUUGAAUGUAAUGUUGGAUUGUUCUCUAAUUUUUGUAUGGUGUUGUUUAUGUUUCUA